CUCAAGUCAAAUUCACACUUUUGCUGGGGAGUCAACGAACAAUCCUAUUUAUUUCUUCCUUUCUAACUCUCUUGAACAUUCAACUUCAACUUAUCAUAAUCAUCAUAAUCAUCAUCAUUUUCUCUUCAGCAACCGCUUUCUCAGGCAUCAGGCCUUCUUCUUUCCAUCUCUAAAACCUUGCCCAAGAUGGACUCCUCCUCACACGCUCCCAUUCCCCAGGCAGUCGACAUGCCUCUUCAUCGUAAUGCCCCGCUGGCGCCAACUCAAGAGCUUGCCUAUCGGAACAAAUGCAUCCAACUAAAGAAGCGUUUGGCAGAGAUCGAAUUGAACAACGACGCUACCCGCCGGAAAAUCAGCCAAGAGACUCAGCACGUCCAGAAGAUGCGCCUCCUCCGUUCCAUCCUGCUCAAUCAUCUCAAGAACAUAAUGGAGUCUCCUCCGAAGAAGUUGACUCCAGAGCAACGCGAGAAAUUGGGUGCUUUGGCCAAUGGAAAGGGAAGCCUGGCAGAGUUGGCUGGCCCUGGAGUGACACAAGAUCUGCCACCCUCACGGCCAGAAGGAGAAGGUCUACUUGACGAUAGCUCUGAAGAGAGCGACGAGGAAGAACCUGAGCCUCAAGAACGACCCGAAAGACGGAGAAGAGCAAACAACAGCCUUCGAGAAUCCAUGUUCCUUUCGACGAACAAUGCAGCAGCAUCUCCUGCUCCUUCCCAAAACCAAGCUCCGUUAUCCACAUCCGCCCUUCAACAAGAUCACGCCCAGCAGGAUUCGCCCUUACCCGAUUCUACAUCCAACCCUCAGCAAGCUGCUCAAGAGCAACGAAAUGAUGGUUCCGAUCCAUAUUACGGCCAGUCUUCUCCUGUUACAUCGACCCAUCAUCAGGCAGGCGCGUACACUGAUAAUGCGGCUGAUGAAGUCAACGGUGUGAGACAUGGCCCCAUGCCACGUCCUGAGAGACCUUACCCUCCCUUCAUGCAAUUCACCAAUCAUAUGCAACCUCAACUUGAAGCAGAUAACUAUCCACCCUCUCUGAUCGCGGAUCGAAUAUCAAUCGAAUGGGACAAUUUGAGUGACGGCAACCGACAAUUAUGGGAGGACAGGUACAAAGAGCAAAUGAAAGAGUACACGGCGGCCAUGGAUCAGUAUAAACGAGCGCAGCGUAGCAAUGCAUCUGGGUCAGGGUUUACGCCAUCAAGCUCAUAGAAUGUGCCUAGGCUUAAUCCCACGACUCCAGCUUACGCAACGGCAGCACAUCAAUUCAAUGCGUCUGGGUCCGGAUGUGCGCCAUCAAGCUCAUAGAAUGUGCCUAGGCUUAAUUCCACGACUCCAAUCGGCGCAACGCCAGCACGGCAAUUCAAUGACUUUACGUGGCACCAACCUCACACAUUAACGUCCUAUGGUCCUAGUCCUAGCAAUACCCUAUCGAUGGGCAGUUACCACUUCCAAUGAGAGAGCGGCGCGGCAGUUCGAACCGGAUGCUCAGAUCUUCAUGGCUGGAGAAUAUCCUUUUGUGACCAUGCCUCUCUGCUCUCAUGUCAGAGUCAUAUCUUUUCACGACUAUACCAGUUCAACUAAGCCCAAUGGAAUGGACACACCGAAGGCUCUGAUGCUGUUUUCAUAGGGCAAUCAAGCUUCAUUGUUCGAGUAUGCACACGGAUGUGCAGACGUGCAGAUAGUAUAGAGUUGCGAGCAAGUCGAGAACCCUGAAUUGAAUGCUUCCGGGGAUAAUUCCA
Messenger RNA from Exophiala mesophila, 1733 nucleotides. RefSeq lists its product as uncharacterized. The transcript is spliced from 2 exons. The coding region runs from base 187 to 1203 and encodes 338 amino acids. NCBI's taxonomy places the organism in Eukaryota, Fungi, Ascomycota, Eurotiomycetes, Chaetothyriales, Herpotrichiellaceae. The record is from RefSeq and is a predicted model, not a curated record.